Messenger RNA from Pieris brassicae (large cabbage white), 3293 nucleotides. Its product is annotated as BUD13 homolog. Gene Ontology annotation, biological process: mRNA splicing, via spliceosome. The transcript is spliced from 6 exons. The coding region runs from base 760 to 2649 and encodes 629 amino acids. The record is from RefSeq and is a predicted model, not a curated record. Lineage: Eukaryota; Metazoa; Arthropoda; Insecta; Lepidoptera; Pieridae. Gene Ontology annotation, cellular component: U2-type spliceosomal complex; RES complex. Gene Ontology annotation, molecular function: RNA binding.
AGUCUGUUUUUUUAAUUGUUUAAUAAUUCUUACCGAAUAGGUAAUGUUUAUAUUAAUUAUAUAUUAUGUGAACUUUUCAAAAACAAGGUUCUCUGUGUAAAGUAGUGGAAAAAAUAACUCAAACAAUGCUUAAAUCAUUUUUAUUCCUGCACUGGUCACCUCAAACUCCAUUAAUUCCUACUUACUUACUACACCCACAGAUUAAUAUACAUACUUUACAAAGUAAUAAUCGUUGCUGUAAAAAUAACAAACUCUUUAGAUAAUAAUUAUUUAAAAAAAAGUUGCACUAACAUGUACCUUUAUUUUUCGUGCUUAUUUUGACGGUGGAAGAAGAGAAACACAAUUUUCACAAGUAAGAUAACAUGAUACAUAAAAACAAUAUUACAUUCGACAUAUGUUUAAACUAUGUUCAAACCAGUCACAACAGUUAAGGUUAUAUAUAAAACUCUUUCUAAUAUAAUAUAUUUAGUGCAGAGUUGAUAGCUUUUUAGUAUGAACUUGCCGAAUGGGUUUGUUUUUUCUUAGUAGUAAUGACAUUGAUAGUUGACAUAUAACCUUCCAAGAUUGAAGGCUGGUAAAUUUUGUGUUAAAUAAAAAUAUUACAACCUUGUGUUAACUGUUAAUGUAAAUGUAAACUUCUUGCUGUUGGUUUGUUUUUUAAGAUUGAAACUAAUUAAAUAUUUGUUCAAAUUGUAUAAUAUAUUAUUAGUUUUUAGCAGAAAGUAUUUUUUUAAACCUUACCAAACUAAAUAUUGAAAUAUGACUGCGAAAAUUGAUCAGAAAGCAUAUCUACAAAAGUAUCUGAGUGGCUCAUCUGAUAAAAAGAAGAAGAAAAAGAAAGUUGUUAAAGGGAAAGGUUUCAAGAUCAUAGAUGAUGACCUGGAUCUGUCUAAACUACAAGAAUUACAGGGAGAUGAGUUAGAUAUAUUAGAUCAAGGCGAGGAUGCUCCACAGAUAGCAGGGAUCAUUGAUGAACGACCUGAGGAGGUUAAAAAAGCAGAAUUAUUCAAGAGCAGCUCAAAAUGGAGAGUUGUUACACAGGAUGAUGGCUUCAACACAAAACUCAGGGUAGAAGAAAUAAAAAGAGAUAUCAAGGAGGUUGAAAAAGAAAAUGAGGUUAUUUUUGGUAAAAUGUUUAGUGAUUCAGAAGAUGAAACCAAAAAUGAUUCAGACCCAUCAGCACAGAGGAAACACACUGAUGAAAGAAGUUUUACCCCAAAAAAGCCAAGAAGUGCAAGUGAUAGUGAUUUUAGCUCACCAAGACAAACAAAGAAAAGUAGAGAACUAACACCAGAAAAAAACUCGAGAAGGUAUAAAAUCUCAAGUCCAAAAAGAAAUAGAAAUGGUGAUGAUUCUGACAUAUCCCCACCGAGAAAGCAAUUAAAAGGUAAAUUGAAGAAUAGAAGAGAUAGUGAUUUAAGUCCCCCACGCAAAAAAGAUGGAAGCUCUUCACAAAAUAAUUGUAAGUCAGAAAGGAGGAAAGAAAGAAAAAGUAGAUGGGAUAGUGUUAAUGAUAAAUACAACAGUCAAGAUAGAUCAAAUUCAAUUUCUCCUAAAAGAUUAAAAAAAUCUACUAAAAGUAAAAAGCAUGAACAAUCUGACUCUGAUAGUUCUCCAGAGAGGAAGUCACAUAAAAAUAAAAGGAAUGUAUCUGAUUCUGAUUCAUCACCCCCAAGAAAACAGAAAAAAUAUAUAAGAUAUGAUUCUACAUCAAGAAAAGAGAAACAGCCACAAGAUUACAGACAUUGCCCUGAAUCAUCAUGCUCUCGAAAGGAAAGAAAUGUGCAAAAGACAAAAGAUCAUCAUAAAAAUGGAAAUCUCUCCAGAAAAGACGAUUCAUCUACAAGAAAAGCAAGUAAAAAUAAUGAAAGUGACGACUCAGACCUAUCUCCACCAAGAAAAGAACAAAGACAAAAGGAACACAGUGAUUCAGACUUAUCUCCACCAAGAAAAAAUAAAAAAAAUAAUGACUUCGAUAUAUCACCACCGAGAAGAGAUAAAAGAAAAGAUUAUCAAAACAGCCCUCCGCCAAGUAAUAAAAAAAUGGCUAAAACAUUAGAAGGGAAAAUGGCAGGACUACAAGAUGCAAAACAGUUACGGCAAGAAAAUGAAUCAUUUAGACAAAGAGAAAAUGAAGCUUACAGUAAACUGACUGAUGAUGUAUCAGGAAGAAAUGCAAAAGCUGUGUCCAGAAAAAGUAAACGAGAAAACUCUGAAGAACGUCAAAAACAAAAGGAGAAAGCAGAAAGACAAAAAGAGUUAGAUGAAAAAUACAAGAAAUGGAGUAGAGGAUUAAAACAAAUAGAGGAUCAAGAAGAAAGAGUACAAGAGUACAUAAAAGAAGCAGCCAAACCACUUGCCCGGUACAAAGAUGACAGAGAUCUGGAAGGCAGGCUGAAGGAUGUUGAACGGGCUGGAGAUCCUAUGUUGAAUUACAUUAGGGACAGGAAAAGAGAAAGGGGAGAGUUGGCACCAGCAAAACCGGCAUACAAGGGCAAUUUCCCACCGAACAGGUUUAAUAUUCCCCCUGGUUAUCGAUGGGAUGGUGUUGACCGGUCAAAUGGUUAUGAGAAGAAAUUCUUUGACCAACAGAGCAAGAAAAAGGCAUUGGAAGAAGAUGCUUAUAAGUGGAGUACAGAAGAUUUGUAAAUGUUACAAAAAGUGCCAGAAACGAGUUGAGAGAAACUACAUGAAAGUAAUCCAGCCUCCAUCUUCAAUACAAAGUCACUUAAUAAGAAUCUUUUGAUGUGUUUUAUUUAUUAUAUUUUAAUAUUGUACCCUGAACUAGACAUAUUAAAAUAAAUAUAAACAACAUUACCUCAAAAUUAAUCAACUUGUCUUAAAAGGCACAAAGUGUAAUUGCUAAAUAAUGUGAAAAAUAUUUUUAAUAUUACAUUUAUGUAAAUAAAACACUUAUGAAUGUAUAAACUGUUUUAUUAACUGUUAAAAUGGAAUAAACAUGGCUAUUAAUAUUGUACAUAUAUCCAAAUCUAAUGAACAUUCAAUGUAAAUAAGAUAUUAUGUACUUCGCGAUAUAACAUUCCUAUAGUACUCCCCUGUGCACUUUUUGAAUAAUAAAACUAGUCCUCAUAAAAUUCCUAUUAUAUACCAAGGGAGUUUAAGUAUUACGUCACGAAAUUUUUGGAGGACCCCCCCCCCCCCAUGAAACGCCGCCAUAACGUUUUCUAUAUCCAUUAGUAAAACGUUUCGUGAUCACCUCCAGUGACUCUUUAUACCUAAAACUUACCAUUAUGUGGUGUAAAGUACUGGAAAGUGGAAAAUAAUAUUAACAA